UCUUCUCGAAGGAUAACUCACGAUCUCUGGUUUUCGAGCUCUAGAGCUCGGCAAUGGCGGACUACCAUUUCGUCUACAAGGACGUCGAGGGUGCCAGCACGCAGUGGGACGAUAUCCAGCGCCGCCUCGGCAAUCUUCCUCCAAACCCUGCUCCUUUCAAGCCUGCCCCUUUCACCCCCUCCGAUGACCCUGACCUUCAACCCAAAUCCAAAUCUUGGAUCGAUGAGCGAUCCCCUGAAGAGCUCGAAGACCUUGAGGACGAUCCUGAGCUUGACGAUGAUCGAUUCCUUGAGGAAUAUCGCAAAAAGAGGCUGGCGGAGAUGCGGGAAGCCGUGAGAGUGGUGAGAUUUGGAUCGGUGGUUCCGAUUUCUGGAUCGGAUUUUGUUCGAGAGGUCUCUCAAGCGCCGGCUGAUGUGUGGGUCGUUGUGUUCCUCUAUAAAGAUGGGAUUCAGGAAUGUGCGAUUUUGUUGCGGUGCUUGGAAGAGCUGGCAAGAAGGUACCCUGGGACAAAGUUUGUGAAGAUAAUUUCAACGGAUUGCAUCCCUAAUUACCCAGAUAGGAACCUUCCCACUGUUUUGGUGUACAAUAACAGUGCUGUGAAGGCUACUUAUGUUGGGUUGCAUCAGUUUGGCUUGAGGAAAUGCACACCGGAAGCUGUCGCUUUGGCCCUUUGCCAGUCAGAUCCGGUGCUCAACGAUGGCCAAAGUGGGGGUGAUGCAUCAAGGCAGUCAGUCAUAGAUGGAGUACGAAAGAAGUUCAUAGAGAAGGUUGUUAAUGACCGUGAAAAUAAUGAUGAUGAUGACACCAGUGAUUAGCCUAAAUCCAUGUCCAUUUUUAUUCAGUGGUUUUGCGAAGAUUUGGUAGUAUAUGGUGUGUGACAAAAUGCUUCUCAUUUUGUUUAUCGAGUUUGCACAAUUAUGUGUGUUCUUUUAGCCAGGGAGUGCAGUGCUGCUUUGGAGAGUCUUUUAUUCUGCCAUUUCUACAGUUAGGGCCUGUGUGGUGUUCUAGCAAGGGCAGGAUUUCAACUAUGCUGUUGUUUGUAUUAUCUAUUUAUUUAUUUUCUUUUGGGUAUUUAGUGGUAUGCAAGUGGUUUAUUUGAAUGUAAAUUGACUUAAAGAUAAUUUUGAGUCUAUCAUGCUGUAAAACAAUUUACAGUUAAUUUUAACAGUUAGUAGUUUAUAUC
Messenger RNA from Dioscorea cayenensis subsp. rotundata (Guinea yam), 1183 nucleotides. RefSeq names its product phosducin-like protein 3. NCBI's taxonomy places the organism in Eukaryota, Viridiplantae, Streptophyta, Magnoliopsida, Dioscoreales, Dioscoreaceae. Gene Ontology annotation, cellular component: cytoplasm. Gene Ontology annotation, biological process: protein folding. The record is from RefSeq and is a predicted model, not a curated record.